Messenger RNA from Penaeus vannamei (Pacific white shrimp), 5324 nucleotides. Lineage: Eukaryota; Metazoa; Arthropoda; Malacostraca; Decapoda; Penaeidae. The record is from RefSeq and is a predicted model, not a curated record.
GCGCACGCCGGUCGGAGCGACAGCAAUCCCCCGCACGUGGCUCGAGACGACCUUCCCUGAGGGAACGGCGUCGUGCAGUGUGACGUUGUGACGGUGCCAGAGAAAGCAUGAGUGACAAGCGCGAGGGCCGAGGGAAGGGCUUCGGCACGCAGAUCUUCGACUCGAAGAACAUGAAGGGGCGGCAGGCGGAGGCCGGGCGCCGCGUGCAGCCCUCGGCCACCGGCAAGCACGCCAACGACCCGCCCGACGGAGGAACCAUAGGCGGCCUGCCCCUGGGCGGCGGGGCGCGCGCGGGCCGGCGGGGCAGUGUCGGGGGGCGCCGCGGCAGCCAGGACAACGGGCGCCGUGGCUCCGUGGACGCCGGCAAAGGGCGCCGCGGCAGCGUGGACAGCGGGGACGCCGAUAAGGACAAGGAGAAGGACAAGGAGAAAGCGGACUCGACGGGGGCGGCGUCGGCGGGGCUGACGGAGGACCGCGACUCCAUCAUCGAGAAGCAGCAGCGGCGCGCCAUCGCCCUCAGCCAGAAGGCGACUGGCCGCCUCGAGCACUGCGUCAAGACCCUGGAGCGCAUGGUGCCCGACCCGCCGUCCAUCCCGCCGCUGCCCUACCACCCGCUCAGGGACAUCGUCGACGAGGCAACGGGUUACACACCGCUGAUGUACGCAGCCCGUGAGAAUAAAAGCCAGUUUAUCGAGCGCCUCAUUGACCUCGGCUGCGACCCCAACUUCAAAAAUAAGGAUGGGUAUUCGGCGGUGCACCUGGCGGCCAUGUACAGCCGGGAAGACACAAUACGUCACUUGGUUCACAAGAAGGGCGACAUCAACGCUAUUGGUGGGCCCAGGGAUCAGACACCGGCUCACCUGGUGGCCAGUCGCAGCACAGGGGCCGCCGUGGCUCUGAUGAAGAUGAUUCUCAUGCAUGCUAAACACGACCUCAGGCUUACCAAGGACAGCCGCGGCGACAUCCCCCUCUUCCUCGCCGUCGACGCCGGCAACCAGGGCCUGAGCAAGGAGCUCCUCUUCCACCACGGACCCGAGCAAGUGAAGGCCAUAAGGGCGCACACGAAAGACACCGCCCUUCACAUAGCCUGCAGAAGGAGGGAGACCGAACUCGUGAGGCUGUUGGUCGAAGCCGGAGCCAACACGGACGAAAAGAACUCAGCGGGACAGACGCCGUUACACAUCGCUGCUGAGGAAGGCGAUGAGGCAACAGUCAAGUACUUCUACAGUGUGCAUGUCAACCCCAACCAUACUGAUAAUGACGACAAGACGCCCAUCCACAUCGCCGCCGAGCGAGGCUUCACGCAGAUCGUGGACACCCUCGCCGAGAAGUUCAAGGCGUCCGUGAUGGACAGAACCAAGGACGGGUCGACGCUCGUGCACAUCGCCUCACUCCACGGACACCCGGACACCGUCAUGACCUUCUUGAGGAAAGGAGUGCCUCUCCACAUGCCCAACAAGAGCGGUGCCAGAUGCAUUCACACGGCAGCGCAGAGAGGUCACGUGGGAGUAGUGAACGCCAUUCUCAACAAGGGGGAGCACGUUGACGUCACCACUAAUGAUGGCUUCUCCGCCCCACGUGUGGCCGUCCAGUCGGGGAAGCCGGCGAUGGUGGAGGCGCUGCUCGGCCACGGCGCCAACCUCACCAUGCAAGGUCAGGCGGCGCGCCGCCGCGAGUCCGCCCUCCACCUGGCGGCGCGGGUGAAGGACGGGGAGAAGUGCGCCGAGAUGCUCCUCAAGUCGGGCGCGGACGCCAACCUGCCCAAGGACGACGGCCAGACGCCCCUCCACCUCGCCGCCUUCCACGGGAACCUCCUCACGCUCAAGCUGCUCCUCGAGGACAACGCUAACCCGUCCCUCCAGUCCAAGACUGGCGAGACGGCCCUCCACCUGGCCUGCUCGUCCUGUCGCGUGGAGGUGGUGAAGGCUAUCAUAGAGUACGUGGCCAAGAAGAGCGGGAAGGACGCGGUGGCCAGGCUCAUCAACAAGAAGAACAACCUGGGCGAGACGGCGCUUCACUACACGGCCAGAAUCAACAAGCAGAACACGACCUUCAAGGCUGGAGACGACCAAGAAAUUGCGCAGAUUCUUCUCUCGAACGGCGCUGAGAUGAUGGUGGCCACGACCAAGGUCAAAAUAUGGACUCCACAAAAAAAGUUGUUGAACACAGGAGACUCCAGUCCAUUUUGUCUGGCAACGAUCAUGCUGCUGCUCACCGAAAUGCUCCACUUUGCUCCUCAUGAUAAGAUCCAGCAGCUGAUGAACGCGCAGACGGCGACCGGGCGAUCCCCCUUGCUCAACGCGUCCGACCACGGCCACGAGGGCAUAGUGACGACCCUCCUCGACCACCAGGCACGAGUGGAUGUGUUCGACCACGAGGGCAAGGCGGCGCUUCACCUGGCGGCCGAACAUGGCUAUAGACUGGUCUGCGACGCCCUCCUGCAGCACAAGGCCUUCGUCAACGCCCGAAGUAUGACAGGUCUGACAGCGCUCCACCUCGCUGCCAUGAGAGGCUUCAAGGGCCUGGUACAAAUCCUCAUCACCCACCACGCGGCGCAGAAGGAGGCGCUGACGCUGUCGAAGCAGACGCCGCUCCACCUGGCGGCCGAGGCGGGGAAGCUGGAGGUCUGCGACACCCUCCUCCAGCUGGGCGCCGACACCAACGCCACCACCGACGGGGGGCAGAAGGCCAUCCACUUGGCCGCCAUGAACAACUACUCGGAGGUCGUCAAGCUGUUCCUCAAGACGUCGCCUGACCUUGUGACCACGGCGGACAAGGACGGAAACACGUGCGCCCACAUCGCCGCCCUCAAAGGCUCCGUAGAUGUGUUGCGCGAGCUGAUGCGCCACAAUCGGGGCGUCGUCAUCAACGGCAGAAACCGCGUCGGGGACUCAACGCCGCUCCACCUCGCCGCAGAAGGAGGACACGCCAAGCUGGUCAAGUUCUUGAUCGAGAACGGAGCUUCGCCCAAGGCGGAGAAUGGGGCAGGGUUUACUGCGGUACACAUAGCAGCCAGAUAUGGCCACAUCCAAGUACUAGAUACGCUACGAGAAGUCACUAGUCUAAGAAUUAUUAGUAAAAAGCUUGGACUUUACGCACUUCAUAUCGCCGCUCAUUAUGGACAGUCAGAAAUCGUCAGAGAACUUCUUUCGCACAUUCCCGCCACCAUAAAAUCGGAGCCGCCCAUCCUCAGCGGCGGACGCCCAUUCCUCCCUGACUUAGGGGCGGAGGCGGACCUCACGCCCUUGCAUCUGGCCGCCCACCAAGGCAACGAGGGCGUCGUCAGAAUCUUGUUCAACAUCCCGGGCGUCCAACCUGAUGUUUCUUCCAGGCUCAAUGGCUACAUCCCCCUCCAUCUAGCGUGCAUCGGCGGCCACACAUCCGUGGUCGGUCUCCUGCUCUCCAAAUCGACCAAACAGGUAGCCAAAACGGACAAAGCGCGGCGCCGGACAGGCUACACAAGCGGCAGCCACGGACAUAUAACAUGUGAGCACGUCGAUGUCUACUCUUAUCUUAUCAACAAGAAACACGAUUCGUACAAGCUGUUGGAGGAUAAGAAGGUGAGGAAAAUACGUUCACGACCUGACUUUGUGAUGAGCAAGAAACACACCACCAAACCCCUGGAAGAGUUCAUCCUAAGGUCACCGGCGCCAGUUGACCUCGCUACCAAGUUGGCGCACACACUCCUCAUUCUCUCCGAUAAGAAAGAGAGCAGCAAAGACCUACUGGAAGCCUCUCUGUUCAGCGAAGCCCUGGCAACAGAACUGGUCGCCAUCUCCUCGGCCUCAGCGUCCCCCGGGCUCAUCCUCCGUGCCGUCGACAACAGGAAUGUGGUUCUGCUGGAUUCCCUGAUCGAGCACGAGCAGAAGGAGGUGAUCGCCCACCCGGCCGUGCAGCGCUACCUCACCGACGUGUGGAUGGGCAGCCUGGACUGGCCCAACUGGAAGAUGAGCGCCGUUUUCUUCGCUUUUCUACUCCUGCCUCCCGUCUGGAUUUUCUUUAGCAUGCCCCUUGGACACAUGUAUAACGAAGUCCCCAUCGUUAAGUUCCUCGCCUAUCUGGUCUCCCACGUCUAUAUGCUGCUCCUCAUGAUAAUUACUACAGUCACCCCUCUUAGUCCGAUAUGGGAGAAUACGAGCCUAAUGCCUAACUGGUACGAAUGGAUGCUUCUCCUGUGGCUGAGCGGGAACCUGGUGAUGGAGCUGACCAACCCAGGGGACAUAGCCGGCCUGGGGUGGAUCAAGGUGUUCGUGUUGGUGUUCUCUGGCUUCGGCGUCCUCGUCCACCUCAUCGGGUUCUUCUACCUGGGCGAGACGGACUUGCUGCUCGACAUGCUCUAUAUUAGGAACAACCUCCUCGCCCUGGCCAUGCUCCUAGCCUCCGUGCAGCUCCUCGACUUCCUGUCCUUCCACCACCUGUUCGGGCCGUGGGCAGUCAUCAUCGGGAAGCUCAUGGUCGACCUGGGCAUGUUCUUGGUCAUCCUCAUCAUCUUCGUGUUCGGUUUCUCGCUCUACGUGGCCGCCAUCUACAACCCGAUUCGGCCGAUCUACACGGAGCUCAACAACACGCAGGUCGGCACCGGGUAUCCUCCGUCAGAGGCCCCCAUCCAGACCCCCUUCCAGACGGGAGAGAUGCUGUUCUUCUCCCUCUUCGGUCUCGUGGAACCCGACUACAUGCCGCCCUUCUACAGCCACCCACCGUGGGCGCAGACGCUCAUGAAGAUCGUCUUCGGCAUCUACCAAAUGGUGACCGUGGUCGUGCUCAUCAACCUCCUGAUUGCUAUGAUGUCCGACACGUACCAGCGCAUCCAGGCCAAGAGCGACACGGAGUGGAAGUUCGGACUCGCCAAACUGAUCCGAAACAUGAGUCGGACUUCGGGCACGCCGUCGCCGCUCAACCUCAUCGUCAAGUUCACCGUCUACGUCAUCGCCUGCUUCAAGUUCAAAUGCAACCUCUGCUCCGAGCGCGCCAUGGAGUACAUGCGGACGGAGGGGCGGCCCGAGGAUCCCCAGCAGGCGGACAUCAAGGCGGAGUUCGGCGGAGGAUGGAUCAAGAAACUGCGCUCGAGGAGUAAGGCCAGCAUCAUGCCCCAGAGCACAGAGAACCUGGUCCCGAUGAGCAACAUGGAGGGGCCGCAGGGCGUUCGCAGGAUCGAGAACGUGAUCAAGUGGAGCCGCGUCGUGAACCGAUACCGGGCGAUGCACCAGAAGGAGGCCCUGCCCGGGGAGGAGCGCCAGGACAUGCCCAUGGAUUCGGUGCAAGAUCUGCAGGAGGCCGCGCUGCUCAACGGCGGGCCUGAGACCGAGCCAGCUUCUUCGGCUUAA